Molecule: messenger RNA, 2196 nt
Organism: Dentiscutata erythropus
Lineage: Eukaryota; Fungi; Glomeromycota; Glomeromycetes; Diversisporales; Gigasporaceae
Source: the annotation of a GenBank genome assembly
AUGUCUUAUAAUCGUUCUGACAACGAAAGCGACACCGAAGUUUUUGUUGAUGCUGAAGAAUCACUCGAUAAUAAGCAACCAACCUCGACUACUAUAGUUUCUUCGGAUAAUAAUGAUAAUAAAUUAGAGUCGAACAAUUCUAAGAAUGAUAGUGUUCAACCGGAACCGAGUAAACCACCAGCCAUAGCCAUUCCGCAGAUCUCUGUGACAGACAUGUCUUUUGAAGGAGAUAAUGAGCUAUCAAAGGAUCAUACUGAAAAUGGGUUCAUGACUCUGCCUGAAAUUGAUAGCGAUGUGGCAACAGAUAAUGAAGAGGAACCUGUUGAAGUCACAGUUUACGUUAAAGAUUUAGAUACUGGCAAAAAUAUACCAGCGUCAGAUCUUGAAGAAGAAAUUAAAAAAUCAAAUGGAAAUAUUGAUCCAUUAACUUAUCAUAUAAUGCAACGGACGGGCUCAGAUACAGAAUUAAACCAUAUUGGGGAUGAAACUCAUACAAGAAGCCUGAGCGAUGAAGAUAUUAAUUCUACUGAUGACAAACCUAACAGACGAAAAUCAUUUUUAAGCCGCUUAAAACGAACGUCUUAUAUAUUUUCCGAAAAUACUGAUGGUUUUGGGCGUGCUCAACCUCGAUACAUAAAAACUCGAGCACGAAACAAACCAAUUAAAGAAUUUGAUCGUCUUUUUCUUGCCCAAGAAUUAUAUAAUCCAAUUUCUAGUGAAGAUGCCGAUUCCGAUUUGACUAAUAUUAAGCCUGGAGCUAUUUGGUGUAUGAAAUUUAGCAAGGAUGGAAAAUUCUUGGCAACAGGUGGUCAAGAUACAGUUGUUCGAGUGUGGGCUGUCAUUUCAAGUGAUGAGGAACGAGAGCAUUUCCUUGAAGGAUGUGGGACUAGCGUAUAUGAAGGUAUCAGUGGUGCAAAACUAGGUGCUCCUGUUUUUCGCGACAAACCAUUAUAUGAAUAUCGUGGACAUACGGCUGAUGUAUUGGACCUGAGUUGGAGUAAGAAUAACUUCUUACUUUCUUCGUCAAUGGACAAGACUGUGAGAUUAUGGCACAUGACUCGUAAAGAAUGCCUGUGCUGCUUUCAACAUACUGACUUUGUUACAGCCAUUGAGUUUCAUCCAAAGGAUGAUCGAUUUUUCCUUUCGGGAUCAUUGGAUUGUAGAUUACGUCUUUGGAAUAUACCCGAGAAGAAAGUUGCUUAUUGGAAUGAGCUUACUGACUCUCAAUUAAUUACUGCCGUUGGCUUUACUCUUGACGGUAAAAUGGCCGUAGCAGGAAGUUUAUCUGGACUAUGUCUUUUUUAUGAAACGGAUGGGUUGAAAUAUAAUACACAGAUUCACGUGAGAAGUGCACGUGGAAGAAAUUCACAGGGUAAAAAAAUAACAGGGAUUGAGUCUAUGCCAGGAACUCUUCCUGGUCAAGACAAAUUAUUGAUAAGCUCUAAUGAUUCAAGGAUUAGAUUAUAUAAUAUGCGUGAUAAGUCUUUGGAAUACAAAUAUAAAGGACUUGAAAACACUUGUAGUCAAAUCCGCGCUACGUUUAGCGAUGACGGCCGUUAUAUUGUAAGUGGUUCUGAAGACAGACAUGUAUAUAUAUUUAACACAGAUCAAUCUCGUAUAAAUUCACAUCAUGGAGGUGGUAGUAGCUGGUUAAAAAAAGAAAAGUGUGGUUAUGAAAGUUUUGAAUCACAUACUGCUAUAGUAACAGUCGCCAUAUUUGCACCUACCCGUACAAAGCAGUUAAUUAGUCUUUGUGGUGACCCGAUCUUUACACAUACUGUUAAUAACGAAACUUCAGCUACUCAAACCUAUCCUGAAGGCAAUAUAAUUGUUUGUGCUGAUUAUACUGGAAGUAUAAAAAUUUUUAGACAAGAUUGUGCUUAUUAUCCUUCUCACGAUUCUGAUUCGAUUUCUUUUAGAAGCACAAGGUCUUGGAACUCAUCACUUGGUUCUAAUUUAAAUAAUUUCUUUGCAAAAAAACAAAAAGGUCAAGAAUCUGGGCUUGGUGGAAGAAGAAGAAAAAGUGAUGCAUCGAGUAUCUACUCCGUAUCAAGUAAUUUAAGUGCAGAUGUUUCAAUUAAUGGUGGUGAUAAUGAAAAACAGUUUCAAUGUUCCUGUGGGUCAACGGAUUUUAAGGCUUUUGUCAAAGAUGGUUCACCUAAAUUGGUUUGUGCAAGUUGUAAUAAGGCAACUUAA